Molecule: messenger RNA, 2484 nt
Organism: Onychostoma macrolepis
Lineage: Eukaryota; Metazoa; Chordata; Actinopteri; Cypriniformes; Cyprinidae
Product: gastrula zinc finger protein XlCGF49.1-like
Exons: 2
Coding region: 754-1419 (221 amino acids)
Biological process (GO): regulation of transcription by RNA polymerase II
Molecular function (GO): RNA polymerase II cis-regulatory region sequence-specific DNA binding; DNA-binding transcription factor activity, RNA polymerase II-specific
Source: RefSeq, a predicted model, not a curated record
AACCAAGACACUGAAAUUCAUUGAUUGAGAAUAUCACAAAAGCUAGUUUAUCAGGAACUGUUGCUAACAUUCAGAUGUAAGACUAAAUAAGAUCAACUGUGCCGAUACGUUUGGGCUUUUGAUAGCUCUGCAAUUCAUCCCUUCAACUAAUCCUAUACCUUAUUAUUUAUAUUAUAUUUGUUUUCUAAAAAGCAGUUUUAGCGAACAAGACUUUUAUUUUGGUGUGGCGAUGUGACAUCAUAAGGCUGCGCCACGCUGCUGUUUUGUGAUUCGGAUGAAGAAGAGGUGUGUGCUUUAUCAUUUAAAGUGUUUAAAUCAAUAGAACUCGUUUAAAGAAAUAUAAAACUGUGAAAUGAAUUAUUACAGAAUGUAACUCUGAAAUACUUUAUCUAGUGACAUUAAUAAAGGUUUUAUUAGAGUAAAAGCGCUCCCGCACAUGAGUAACAGAAAAGGUGCGUCUCAUUUCACUUCAAAACGGAUCUUUUUGAAACUCCGAGUCAAAUGAAUCAGUUGAUUCGCUAAAUGAUUCACUGUUUUGAAUCGCUCGAAACUGCUGCUCGAAACAGUGGAAAUACAACAAACACAAACAUGUGUAACGACAGCUUUUACAAACCAACUGCAAAGGUUUUCAACAUUAAACCAAAUAUAAAUCUUAAUACAGAUAUGAAACUUGUCAUAUUUGUGCCCUUUUAAUAAUUUGAGGGCUAGUUUUGGUUGUGUGUUAAUUCAUUCAUUCAUGACACUAUUAUAAAGAUGGCGUUUAUUAAAGAGGAGAGUGAAGACAUGAAGAUUGAAGAAACAUUCAGAGUCAAACAAGAAGAUACUGAGGAACAAACAGACCUGAUGCUGCUGAAAAAGGAGAGUCAAAAACUGAAUGAAAUGAAAGACAAAGUUCAGAAUGAGAAACAUCAUGAUUUCACAACCGGAGAGAAUUUUAGUUCCUCACAGACUAAAAAGACUACACACAAAAGAGCUCGAAAAACAGGAGCUAGAAGUCACUUCACCUGCCAACAUUGUGGAAAGAGUUUCAGUAAAAAAGGAAGCCUUGAAAUCCAUAUAAGGACUCACACUGGAGAAAAGUCUUACACUUGCCAACAAUGUGGAAAAAGUUUCUCUUUAAAAGGAAACCUUGAAGAACACAAGAGAAUUCACACUGGAGAGAAGCCUUACACCUGCCCACAAUGUGGGAAGAGUUUCAUUAAAAAAACAGACUUUCAAAGGCACAUAAGAAUUCACACAGGAGAGAAGCCUUAUACCUGCCAACAGUGUGGAAAGAGUUUCUCUCAGCAUGGAACCCUCAAAGUCCACAUGAGAAUUCACACUGGAGAGAAACCUUUGAGCCACACAAGGAUUCGCUUGAUAGAAGGAUUUUAUGUUAUCAGUGCGGAAGGAGUUUCACAGACAGGAAACACCAUAUGAAUCCUGUAAUAACUCGGAGUAAAGAAUUUAUUGCGUCAUCACUGUGGAAAAACAGACAUAGCAAAUCUUGAAAUUCAUGAGAGAAUUUACAGUGAAGAGAAGCCUUUCACAUGCCAUCAGAGGAAAAAGUUUCAGAUCAAAAGAAAACUUAAGUCACAUGAGGCAUCGCACUGAAGAAAAGCUGUUUACUUGGCUUUAAUGGGUUAGUUCACCCAAAAAUGAAAAUUAGCCCAUGAUUUACUCAAUACAAGGCAUUUUAGGUGUAUACGACUUUCUUCUUUCAGAUGAAUCCAGUUAUAUUAAAAAAUGUCUUGGCUCUUCCAAACUUUAUAAUGGCGGUGGGUGUUUUUGUUUAAUAGUCCAAAAGAAGUCCAAUAAAGUGCAUCCAUCUGUAAUAGAAUGUGCCUCACAGGCCUCCUGUAAUAAAUUGAUGCAUUUUUGUAAGAAAAAUAUCUAUAUUUAAAAUGUUACAAACAGUUUUUUUCUAGCUUGUAUUAACCGUCAUAUGCAAAAGACAUUCCGGGCGGAUGACAUAGGAUGUAUGUGUAGCGAGUUCUGACGCAAGUUCCAAACCUGUGUGAGUUUCUUUGAUUUAAGACCCCCUAAUUGGACGUACUUGAUUUCUGACUUGACGACGGGCACCUUUUGAAAUACUUCUAGGACGCUGGCGAGUGAGGGUUGAGUUGAGUUGGUGUAUUUGAGAUAGUAAAUCUAUGUUAAAGUUGACAAGCUGCUAUAAUCUUGUUAGAGUUAUUUAUUUUUUUCCCUUGUAUAUUUUGUUUCUUUUUUAAUCAGUGUAUUGAUUUGCCCUGAUCUCUUUUGUCAUUUGUUUGAAAGUCUGUUGCCCUUUGAUUUAAUUGUAGAUAUUACCAUGUUCCAUCACCAUAGAGGAAGUAGACAUUGGGUGCCUUUUGUAGUCCACCCUUAUUUUCUUUACAUUUUAUCUAGAUCAAAUAGUGAUUGUGUUUUUAAUCAGUAGCAUCUUUUGUUUGUUGUUUUGGCUUUUCCCAAUCCAGGGACCCAUUCUUCAGACGUCGAUUAAUACAUCUGAGAUGAUUUGAAAGA